GUACUUAGCGGCAGCUGAACUGGUCGUAAGCUUCGAACAAGGGGGUUCGGUAGUUAACUACUUGUCUGGCAGUUGGCGGUCAGCUCGACUGCGAGGAGGAGAGGAGUCACUUUGCUUUCGGCCGUGCUAGUGGAUGGACGUGCUGCUUCGUCUCUCUGCCCGCUUCUGUCGUAUGCUUGGUUUGCUUCACUACAUGAAGACUUUUUUGCUUUUCCUUUUACUUGUGUGCUAUUGCAAGGGUAAAAGUGCUAGAGAUAUUGAGCUGGAGUCAGACCAUGAUGAGCAAGAGGAAGAAGAGGAGGAAGAUCUUGAUUCAGUGCAUGAGCUAGAGCCUGAACCUGAGUUAAAGCGUGAGGCAGAGCGUGACAACAAGCCAGGUGUGAAGUUGGAACCAGAAGAUGAACUUGAGCUAGAGCGAGACCAUCAUUCAGAACAGAAACCAACAUCACUUCCAAGAGAGGAUGAACGCCAUCAGACAGGGGUGAGCUCUUGCUCAUUACCACAUAAAGAUGUUCAGUCUUUGGAAGUAGAUUUUGACUUCAGCCAUAGGCACCAAGCCAGAGACAACACUGCAGUCAAAGAAGAAAGUGGGGGGGGGAAAGAUAAAUAUGACAAAAAGGGUUCUGAAGAUGCACCUAUGGAAGAUAUGUCUGACUAG
Molecule: messenger RNA, 658 nt
Organism: Macrobrachium nipponense
Lineage: Eukaryota; Metazoa; Arthropoda; Malacostraca; Decapoda; Palaemonidae
Exons: 3
Coding region: 134-658 (174 amino acids)
Source: RefSeq, a predicted model, not a curated record